Molecule: messenger RNA, 1972 nt
Organism: Leptopilina boulardi
Lineage: Eukaryota; Metazoa; Arthropoda; Insecta; Hymenoptera; Figitidae
Product: dynein axonemal heavy chain 7-like
Exons: 8
Coding region: 1314-1880 (188 amino acids)
Biological process (GO): microtubule-based movement
Cellular component (GO): dynein complex
Molecular function (GO): dynein intermediate chain binding; minus-end-directed microtubule motor activity; dynein light intermediate chain binding
Source: RefSeq, a predicted model, not a curated record
CUCGAAUGGCAGGGACAAUGGACCUCAGACGUGACGAGUGCAUUUUCCAAUACUCCACAGGGAUUAUAUUAAUCAAAUCGUCCUUCUUGUUCGUGGAAAGCUCUGUCAACAGAAUCAAACUACUUUAGAGGCUUUAGUAACAAUAUAGACGUGCAUUCCAGGGAUGUUUUAGUUGAUCUUUUUGAGCAAAAUAUGAAAGUCAGCACAGAUUUCAAAUGGCUGUGUCAACUACGUUACUAUUGGAUCGACGAGAACAUGCUGACAAUGAUUAUUAACUUAUCACUGAAAUACGGUUACGAAUAUUUUGGAAAUACUUCUCGACCUGUGAUAACACCCCUAGCUGAUAGAUGUUAUCGAACAAUAUUUGGUGCUUUGAGCUUACAUCUUGGUGGCGCUCCAAAAGAUCCCGCGGGAACUGGAAAAACGGAAACAAUAAAAGAUUUAGCUAAAGCCUUUGCCAAACAAUACAUUGUUUUCAAUGGUUCCGAUGGAUUGGAUUACAUUGUUUAAUUUUUCAAAUAAUUUAAUAAUUGAUUUUUUUUCAUUACAGUGUCUUGAAUUAACCGGAGCCUGGUCACGUUUCGAUAAAUUCAACAGAAUUGACCUGCAAGUAUUGUCAGUAGUUGCACAACAAAUUUUGACAAUUCAACGAACAAUUAAUUCUGGAAAAUCGACUCUUAUUUUCGAAGGAACUGAAAUUGGUUUAGAUAUAACGUGUACUCUUUUUAUAACAAUGAAUCCUGGUUAUGCUGGCAGAACUGAGCUUCCUGACAAUUUGAAAGCCCUAUUUCGUUCUGUAGCGAUGAUGAAUUUAAUGAACAAACAUAAAGUUGAGAUGACGAUAUUUAAUCCAAAAUCCUUAACAAUGGGACAAUUUCAUCCAGUUUCUCAUGAAUAGAGCGACGGUGUUCUUGCCGUUAGUUAUCGUAGUUUUGCAAUUUCAACAAAUGAAAAUAGAAAAUGGUUAAUUUUCUAUGGACAAAUUGAUACCGUUUGGAUUGAGAAUAUGAUCACUGUUUUGGAUGAUAAUAAAAAAUUAUGCCUAAUAAGUGGAGAAAUCAUUCAAUUGGCAAGGACAAUAAUUUAAUUUUUGGAACAAUGAACUUGCAAGUAGCGUCUCCAGCCACUGUGUCACGUUGUGGUAUGAUUUAUAUGGAACCAUCGGCUUCAGAAUGGGAACCGCUAUUAAAAUCAUGUAUUGAAACAACGCAGAAAAUUUUCAGCACUUUUUUAAAAACUUUUUAUACGAAUCUUUUUUUAUUAGAUUUUGUAAACCAUUGUUUUUUUAACUUGGACGUGGUGGAGAUGAGGAAAUGUGUCCAAUGCCUGAUUCAAAUUUACUUCGAUCAAUAACACAUUUAAUGAACUGUUUCUUCGAUGACUAUAAAGAUGAAAAAUUUGCAAAAUCCAUUAGUGAAUUUGAUCUGCGAGCUCAAGUUGACGCAAUGGAUGGAACUUUAAAAGCUCAGUACAGAGAAACAUUCAGUACCUUGUUUCGAGGACUUUUGGAGAAACAAUUUCCAGAUUCUCUAAUGCGACAAUUUCAUUUGCCUGAAUUCGUUCCUUCACCUCAUAAACCCUACAUUUUUUUUAUGCCAAAAGAUGAUCUUGUCUUCGACUACAAAUUCAUCCGAGAAGGCAAAGGAAAAUGGAAAUUGUGGAGCGAUGAAUUAAUAAAUAUACCGCCGAUACCGAGGGAUAUUCCUGUGAAUCAAAUAAUUGUACCCACUAUUGAGACAAUAAGAUACAGGGCACUUUUUCAAUUAUUGAUUCAACAUCAAAAGCCAGUUUUAUUUGUUGGUUCAACAGGCACUGGAAAAUCUGUCUACAUUAUUGAUUUUUUAUUAAAAAAAAUGACGCUAAAAUUUAUAAGCCAUUGAUUACUAAUUUUUCGGCACAAACAACAGUCAAUCAAACGCAGGAUAUUAUAAUGACAAAACUUGAUAGAAUAAGAAAAGUAGUUUAUGGUCUU